Messenger RNA from Musca vetustissima, 975 nucleotides. RefSeq lists its product as uncharacterized. Gene Ontology annotation, molecular function: carbohydrate binding; galactoside binding. The record is from RefSeq and is a predicted model, not a curated record. Bases 1 to 975 code for a protein of 324 amino acids. The transcript has 3 exons. NCBI's taxonomy places the organism in Eukaryota, Metazoa, Arthropoda, Insecta, Diptera, Muscidae.
AUGUCGGUGUUAUUUCAGAGUAAACUUAUUGAAAAUCUUAGCCUUGGUCAUUUGCUGCAGAUAGGGGGCAAGGCGGAAAAUGAUGAAUCAUGGUUCAGCAUUUCAUUGGCUAUGGGAAAAUCCACAGAAACGGAAGUCGUUGAUGUUCCAUUUCAAAUCCUUGUCGAUGUUGCGAAGAAAACAAUUGAAUUCAAACAACGUUUGGAUGGUCAAUGGUUGGAAGCACACUCCGAGGAGGAAUAUGACACGCAGAUAUUUCGCCAACAUUUUCAUGUGACCAUCGCUGUGGAUGAACGGAAAAUUUAUGCUGGAAUUAAUGGUCAAAAUCUGAACUUUAUUCGUUGUAAGAAAAUGUCAACGAUGAAAUUAAGUCAUCUGACAAUCGAGGGUAAUUUAAUUACAUUAAACCAAGUGGAUCAUCGUAAAUAUUUUACGACGACAUGGCCACCGGCUCAGAUAUGUGAAAAGGAUAAUCUACAAUUCAGUCAUGAUAUACCAUGCCGCCUACAGGCCGGUAAUAUUAUGGUGGUGACCAUGAAAUAUAUGGGUCGUAUGGAUGGUUGGUUUAGAAUGGAUUUUCGGCAUGCGGAAAAUAUUAAACGCAUCGAGGUACACAUAAAUGUAAGAUUUAAUAUGAGGAAAAUUAUACGAAAUUCAAAAUUGCCUGUUAAAAAACAUAACAUAAAUCCCGAUAUGUUGGAAUGGGGUCAUGAAGAGACCAAUGGCCUCUUUCCCUUUGACGAUGUGACAAAACCAUUUCGCUUGGCAUUGACUUUCACCCCGAAAUCUGUAAAAAUGGCCAAAGAUGGUGUGUAUCUUUUUAAGUACCGCUAUCGCACUUCACAUGUUCUGCCCUGGCUAACGGGUUUGAAAAUUAAAGGUCAAUAUGGUAUGAAUGUUCGUGUACUCGGCAUCGAUCAUUUAUUAUCGGAUAAUCCAAAAUGUAAGGGAUUUGAACAAUAUUCAGAUUAUUGA